GAUAUGUUUGAUAGUAUGCUCACUUUCCCAAAAUGCAUACUAACGUCACACUUGAGGGUUUACCCAUGACUGGGCUGCUUACGGAUAUCAUAUCCGACUCGCUCGCUUUGAAUGCAUCACAAGAGUGGGAAGAUGUGUUCCUCUACACACCCUUUCUCAAUGAUCAAGCGCUUUCCUACGAGUAUGCGGAGUGCCUUGCAGCCCAAGCUUUCCUCCGAAUGGCAAAUCUGACUUACUUUGUGAAACAACGGCCAAAUGCUGAGUUCAUUUCUCCUACAGGAAAAGUUCCUCUUCUCAAAGUCAAACGUACUCUAGUCCCCGAGUUCAGCGGUAUUGUGGACUUCGUUGGUAAAAAAGGCAUAAAGUUAUGUGCGCAUCUUAGCGAUGCACAAGUAGCUGAAAUGCGAGCUCAUAUGUCAGUCAUGGAUAUGUUACUGCGAAAUGUUGAAAUGUAUGUGAUGUGGAAACAUAAUGAUACGUAUUCACAACUCACUAGAUAUCGUUAUGGAUCAGUGUAUAAAUGGCCAUUGAAUUGGAUAUUACCAGCACUGAAGCGAAGGGAGAUCCUUACGAAAUUAGAAGACAGCGGAUGGGCUGGAAAAACUACGGAAGAAGUUUUGGAGCAGUAUGAGAAGGCCCUGAGAGCGUUGUCGUCACAACUGGGUUCAAAGCCAUACCUGUUUGGCAAUCAGCCUACCGAAGCCGACGCUUUAUUGUUUGGACAUCUAUUUACCAUCAUCACAAUGUCAUUACCAUGUAUGGAUCUGAAGAAUGCCAUACUCAACUACACAAAUCUCCAAGACUUUGUUACUCGAGUAGAAACCGAAUAUUUCAAGAUUUGAUUGUUUCGUACUGAUAUAUCAUAAUAUGUGCUGAUGUUGUAGUGAUUUAUAGUCCUAAAUCAUGCUCUUUAGGCAUCGUAAUAGUUAUA
This is a messenger RNA of Cylicocyclus nassatus, 931 nucleotides long. NCBI's taxonomy places the organism in Eukaryota, Metazoa, Nematoda, Chromadorea, Rhabditida, Strongylidae. The record is from the annotation of a GenBank genome assembly.